This is a messenger RNA of Nerophis ophidion (straightnose pipefish), 2746 nucleotides long. Its product is annotated as zinc finger protein 239-like. The record is from RefSeq and is a predicted model, not a curated record. Lineage: Eukaryota; Metazoa; Chordata; Actinopteri; Syngnathiformes; Syngnathidae. The coding region runs from base 515 to 1696 and encodes 393 amino acids. Gene Ontology annotation, molecular function: DNA-binding transcription factor activity, RNA polymerase II-specific; RNA polymerase II cis-regulatory region sequence-specific DNA binding. The transcript is spliced from 2 exons. Gene Ontology annotation, biological process: regulation of transcription by RNA polymerase II. Gene Ontology annotation, cellular component: nucleus.
UAAUCUAUCCCUUGCACAUGCGCAGACUGAUAGUGUUCGAUCAAACGUCUUGUAGAAGGCAGGGGAGCAAUGUGGGUUUUAAGUUUGGGUUAAUUCCUUCAGUUUUACAUUUCUAACUAUUCGUUUAGGUGUGACAAACUAAACUUUAUAUGUAUUCUUCGUGUCAGGAUGAACUCAAGUCAGACUUGAAGCGUCUUAGGCGAACUUAACCUGCUACUUAGCUUAGCUUGUUAGCUGCAAACAAAAUACACCCGGAAGUUAUCAACACAUCGCUAAAGUAAAAAUGUUGAGCGUGUUGGUGAAUUAGCGACUAACUGCGGCUGUGGAAAAUGUAUUUGUGGUGUUAUAAAGAAAGAUAGCAGAGUACGAGGGGGGACUUUCUUCAACAAAAGAAGAGAACGAGCGACAACGUCAACUACUGGACGCUGUUUUCAAGAAGCAUCAAGUUGUGUUGCACAGAACAGAUAUCUGUGAAGAAAAUUUUCUCCCUGAGCAGCAGAAGUGGACCUCCAAGAUGGAGCAGGAAAAACCACAGCGCCCCAAUAUUACUCAGGAAGAGGAGGAACCACAGCCCACCCACAUUAAAGAGGAAGAUGAGGAGCUACAGUGCCCCUUCUUGAAAGAGGAAGAAGAGGAACACAGCAUCAGUCAUAAUGGAGAUCAUUUUGAAGGACUGAAGGAGGUUGAUGACCCCAAGAUGCCAAUGAAUGUUGUCAUUGUGAAGAAUGAAGAUGAUGAGGUCAAAAGUGAAAGUGAGAAGAAGAGGGAGGUGGAGCCUCCAAGCAGCAGCUCAACUCAACACAUGACAACAGAAGCUGAUGGAGACCACUGUGGAGGAUCACAAGCAGACAAGCUCUUAGCUCCACUAUCAGAUAGUGAUGACAUGACGUCACACUCUCCUGACACUGAUGAUGAUACAACAUGUCACACUGACAACACACACUUUGAAUGUUCUCACUGUGGCAAAACUUUUAGUUACCGUCGCAAUAUGAAAACACACAUGAAAACGCACACUGGUGAAAAACCCUUUUCUUGUUCAAGCUGUGGUAAAGGUUUUGGACGAAAUUGGGUUUUGAAAAAACACAUGAGAACACACACUGGUGAGAAACCUUUUAUCUGUUCAAUCUGUGCCAAGGGUUUCACACAAAAUAGUGAUUUGAAAGUACACAUGAGAACACACACAGGGGAAAAACCUUUUGUCUGUUCAAUCUGUAGUAAAGGUUUUACAGAACAUACACAGUUGAAAAGACACUUGACAACACACACUGGUGAAAAGCCUUUUAUCUGUUCAAUCUGCGGUAAAGGUUUCACCCAAAAUAAUGAUAUGAAAGCACACAUGAGAACACACACUGGCGAAAAACCUUUUAUCUGCUCAAUCUGUAGUAAAGGUUAUACAAAAAGUACACCGUUGAACAGACACAUGAGAACACACACUGGCGAAAAACCUUUUGUCUGUUCAAUCUGUGGUAAAGGUUUUCCAGGAAAUUGGGUUUUGAAAAUACACAUGAGAACACAUACUGGAGAAAAACAUUUUAUCUGUUCAAUCUGUAGUAAAGGUUUCACACAAAAUUGUGAUUUGAAAGUACACAUGACUAUACACACGGGUAAAAAACCCUUUUCAUGUUCAAUCUGUGCUAAAGGUUUCUUACGAAAAGAUCGGUUAAAACUACACAUGAAAAUACACACCAAUGAAUAGGGAUUGGAAGUGAAAACCUGUUCCUGUUCAGAACCGGUUCCCAGUGUAUCAAUCCCGUGGAAUCGUUUGCCAUCGAGGAUGACAGAUCUCAGGAUGGCAUUGCCUGGUUGGAACGAACACUAACGUUUUACGAGAAAAGAUUGUAACAUUGGUUCUUGAAAUAAUUGUAAGGCCGCAAUUUCAUCAAGACUAGGACAUCCGAGCAAUACGUUGAAACAUUUGAACACACGGAAUACAAUAAUUUUGAAGGAAAGCUGCAUUUUUGAACCACUACUACCUAAUCCCAGGCAGCAGUAACGCUAGCAGGUUAUCAGAUAUAAACUAAAAACCUCCUUUCAUGCCAGGGCUAUUAUUUGUUAAAUUGAAAUGAAUUCCUUCUCAUUUCGAUGAGCAUGACAAGAGACAAAUUCUGACUGGCUCCGAGGCAGACAGUACUCUCCCCAGUUCAUGUCUGCCACUAGAUGAAUGUCAAUGAGCAGCGACUAAAUUUGUGGUCUAUAUUUGCUGGUGUCGACGCGCUUAAUUUGUAAUUGUAGUCGAAGAAGAGUUGCGUGUAUCCUCCCACCAUCGUUACAUUAAACAGGUGAAACACGAAAAACUACAAUAUGGUGUAAAAUUUCAUUCAUGUCAGCAAUUAAAUUAAAAUGUGAAACUAAUCUGCACUAUUAACUCAUUACAUGCAAAGUGAUGUACGUCAAGCCUUUAUUAUCAUUUUGGUGAUCUUGGCUUACACAUUUUGAAACAUUACAUUUCCUGAGAUUUUCAAUUCAAGGUUUUCAUUAACUGUAAGCCGUAAUCAUCAAAACUAUACCCAAUUAAGGCUCGACAUAUCUCACUUUGCAUGUGAUAAGUUAAUAUCACAUGUUACUAAAUGUUACAUUCUUGUGUCAUUUCCACAUUAUUAAUUUUGUUAUAGAAGAAUAGAAAUGACAUAUAUUUUUUAAGUACCUUCUAUGCAAUGUAUGUGACAUCACUGGAGGCUUUGUAAGGUCAUGUUACCUCCUAAAAUAAACUGUUAUGAUCCGCUGCCCGGAUCAUAUUUUGAUUUAG